Molecule: messenger RNA, 2817 nt
Organism: Anneissia japonica
Lineage: Eukaryota; Metazoa; Echinodermata; Crinoidea; Comatulida; Comatulidae
Exons: 3
Coding region: 130-2592 (820 amino acids)
Biological process (GO): positive regulation of DNA-templated transcription
Cellular component (GO): nucleoplasm; chromatin
Molecular function (GO): ubiquitin-protein transferase activity
Source: RefSeq, a predicted model, not a curated record
CGUUUUUCGUGGUUGUUUUUAUACAGAAUAGGCUACAUUAAGAACCUGAAAAUUAAGGGAAACCUUAUGGUAUUUGUUUAACCACCUGAAAGAUUGAUUUUGUGCUGUAACUUUGUGGAUUUGCUGUCUAUGAAAAUGGCCGAAAGCACUGCAAUUUCAAAAUCUGACAACUGUCGUGAUGUGUGUGUUUGCAAUAUAUGUGCCAAUGAGUAUGAUGAAGGAGAUUACGUUCCCAAAGUGCUACCCUGUUCACACACAAUAUGCCUUCUCUGUGUCAAUAAAUUAAUAGUUGGUGGCUCCUUAAGUUGUCCAGAAUGUCGACAAAAACACCCUGUACCAAAGGCACCAAGUACUCUUCCAACAAACAGAAUUGUAUAUGAAAUGAUGGAAGCAGUAAAAGACAAUUCAAUUGGAACCACAGUCAACCUCGUGUGUGACCGCUGUGUGAGACCGGAAUGGAAACGCAAAGCUACAGGAUGGUGUUGUACUUGUCGAGAAUACAUGUGCCACUUAUGCGAAAGACACCAUAGAGUUGAAAAAGUAUCAGCAAAUCACAAUAUUAAAAUUUUUCAUCAAGCUAAUGCAAGUUCAGAAUAUUACUGUGAUUACCACAAAUCGGAAAUACUAUGCAGAGUGUGUUUAUCUUGUGGGCUUCAAAUACUGUGCGAAAAAUGUGAUGGUCAUAGGCCCAAUGGACACAAUGUAGUCACAUUCAAUGAAUUUGAUAUUGAAAGUUUGUCUGAUCAGAUGCGUCAACAAGCCUCCAUGAUCCAAGGUUUUCAAACUAUUGCAGUUACAAAUAAACAACGACAAUCAAGUGCCUACAAAAAAUAUUUUGACAGUAUAGAAGAUUCUAAAACAAGUGUACAGUCUCACACAGAGAAAAUGAUCGAAGUUCUUAGAGACAAAGAGAAAUAUCUUUUACAACAGUUAGACAAUAUGAAAAUAAUUGGUGGAAAGGAACUUAAGAAUUCUGAUGGGAAAUUUCACAAUAUUCUUGAUAGCAUUGAAGAAGUCAUGUCUGUAGGAUUCCAUCCAGUAGAAAUGAUCAGAGCUCAUAAGCAAUAUGAGCUUUUCAUACAGGAUUUUCCGAAAACGCAUAAUGUAACACCAUCUAGACCUUCUUACAACUUUUUGGAAUUUGUACCUGGUAAUGUUCAUGAGUUUCAGAACAGCUUACAAAACUUUGGCAGUUUUCAGAAAGAUUGUGUUGCACCAGAAAACACUGAAGUUCGUAUAAAAACGGGAGUGCUACAUUCUAGAUCACAAUGUCGGGUUAAUUUGAGGAGGAUGGACAAAACAGCUGCAAGUAACAUCAACAAUGUGUCAGUGUUAAAGGCACAAGUCUUGCAUAACAAAAACCUCCUUAAAGAUACUGUGAUUUCAAAUUUAGGAGGGGGAAGGUUUUCGGUAUCAUAUACUCCUCAUAAUCUUUCAAACCAUCAAAUAAAGGUAUGGGCAUUUGAUAACCUGGUUUGUGAUGAAGUUAUUCCCAUUGUAGAAAUAUCAGUGAAAAAUUUGGUACCCUCCAUAAACCUGGCCAAUGAAUUCAAUGUUACUAUUGAACAGCGGUGCUUCAAUAACAUUUUUGGAGAUAAUGGGGAGGGAAGAUUUAAUCCAUGGCCUGAAUUUGAGGUUGUAUGUAGGAACCAAGAUGAGUCAAAAUUGGAAACAAAAAAGCUAGAGUCUUUCAUUGAUACAGAAAUAUUUACAUGUAUUCCAAACAAGGUGGGAGUUGUUUCAGUUAAUGUUUAUCAUGAAGCCAAACCAUUACCUCUAUGCCAGAAAGAAAUGCUUGUAUUUCAGAAAAGUAUUGAGGUUGGUGAGAAUUUGUGUUGUCAAGAUUUCGCUGUAUUACCAACUGGGGAGUUUGCGGUUGUCUGCUUUUCAGCACACACUUCUGGUCAACUCUGUUUAUUAAAGUAUGACGAAAAUGGCAGUUUUAUUAAAAGAUGUGCAAUGAGCAGACAACCAAAAGAAGUUACAAAGAUAUCGAUGACCUGUGAUUUUGAAUCUAAUUUGUAUGUACUUUUUUGUGACAAAAAUAAUAAUUGCUCUAUUGAUGUGUACAGUAAGAAUUUACAAUUCAAAGAAAAUAAUCCAUACCAAUCACAUGUAGAUGAAUAUGAAGAUCUUCACUUGUGUUUCUUGAAGCUGAACUUAAAACAUGAGAUGAUAUUAAGUGAUGCCGAUAGUGCUUGCUUUUGGGUUUUGGGUAAAGAAGGAACUCUUCAAAAGAAAGUAACUCCUCAUGGAGCAAAGCAGGAAGACAUAAAUGUCGGACACUUUUGUAUGGACAAAGAAAAUAAAAUUGUUUUCUGUGAUCGUCAGCAGGGAAAGGUGCAUUACAUUGAUGAAGAAGGAAACAUUGUUUGGACAAUUCAUCGGCUACAAGCUCCAAGUUUGGUAGCAGUAAAUGAUGACUCAGUUGCUAUCUUUAUUCAAGAUCAUAUUUUGAUAAUUAAAAAAGAUUCAUUAGAAAUAAAAUUAAAGAUACCAUGUAAAUUUAAUAUCUUUCAAAUGUCACUAUGCAAGAAUGAUGGUCUAAUGAUUAGUGAUAGAGAUAUGAAUUGCAUUAUGAAAGUUAAUUAAGGAACUAUAAACACUGAGGAAAUAAUACAAUUACAUGGUACUAUGUACCAUGUAAAAUGCAUGAAGCUUUUAUUGGUAAACAACACAAAUGUUUUCGGGCAUUCAUCAGGUCGCUCUUUAUUACAGCCUGAUGAAGUGCGAAAAUGUGUGUUAUAUAGGCCUACAAUAAAAAGUUAUAGAAACUACACUUUUAUUUCAUGUUUUAUGUACAUCUAUAAUAUAAUC